Molecule: messenger RNA, 1263 nt
Organism: Pseudocercospora fijiensis CIRAD86
Lineage: Eukaryota; Fungi; Ascomycota; Dothideomycetes; Mycosphaerellales; Mycosphaerellaceae
Exons: 5
Coding region: 1-1263 (420 amino acids)
Molecular function (GO): monooxygenase activity; FAD binding
Source: RefSeq, a predicted model, not a curated record
AUGACCCCGGGAACGAACUGGAAACCGCUCGACAUUGCGGUCAUUGGUGGAGGCAUUGGAGGCUUGGCAGUCUCGAUUGCUUUGAGGAGAGACGGGCACAAAGUCACAAUUUACGAGCGAGCAGAUUUCGCCGGCGAAGUUGGAGCAUCGAUUUCCUGCGCCGCAAACGGUGUCAAGUGGCUUCGAGAAUGGGAUGUCGAUAUCUCAAAGGGUGAUGGCGUCUACCUCCGAAAAUUGAUCAAUCGAGACUGGGCGACUGGUGAGCCGGUGUCUGUGUAUGAUCUUGGAGAUUAUGAGGAGAAAUGGGGGCACCCGUAUUACAUGUUCCAUCGUCAAGAUAUGCAUAAGAUGUUGAUGGAUACUGCGAUGCAAGAGGAAGGCAAAGGAACCCCUGUCAAGCUUGUGGUGAACCACAAGUGCCAGGACAUCAACACCGAGACUGGAGAGGUCACAUUCCACAACGGAACACAAGCCAAGCACGACGUAAUCAUCGGCGCAGACGGCAUAGGCUCUCAAGUCCGCAAGCUCAUCGGCAUCCAAGUCGAAAAGCGGCCUGCCGACUCAAGCUGUCUGCACGCCAACGUCGACACCGCCGAAGCCGUCAAACGCGGCUACGUCGACUACUCCCAAAACUCCGCCAUCGAAUACUGGGGCGGCCACCACAGCUGGAACAAAAUCGUCCUCUCCCCCUGCAACGGCGGCUCCCUGCUCUCCUACUACUGCUUCUUCCCGCGAGAAAAAGGCGACUACUCGGAACAAAAAUGGGACGCGGACGCGUCCGUCUCCGAACUCCUCGCUCCAUACCCCGACCUCGACCCCAACGGCGUCCACAAACACCUGGAAAUCGGAAAAGAAAUCCGGCCCUGGCGCCUCUGGGUCCACGAGCCUUACUCCCACUGGCAAAAAGGCGUAGCCUGCAUCAUGGGCGACGCCGCACACCCCAUGAUGCCCGACCAAAGCCAAGGCGCCUGCAUGGCCCUCGAAGACUCCGCCGCAUUAGGCCUCGUCUUUUCCCAAGAAUUCUACCCCGGCUCCAUUCCCUCCGCUUUGCAACUCUACGAGAACGUCCGACAUUGGAGAGCUUCCCGCGUCCAAGCGGCUUCGGCGCGCGCGCGAGAGAAUAUUCACGAACGAAUCGGUUUUACGGAUAAUACGGACAAUCCGCUGUAUAAGGUUCAGGAUGAGAGGAAUAAGUUGACGAUUCAGGAGAUGAAUUCUUAUGAUAUGAGGGAGGAUGUGAAGACGUUCAGUAGACAUGCCUAA